AUGCCUAUGUGGUCUAAUCAGGAAAAAAUCCCCGUUUUGCUAAUAUCAAAUAUUUACUACGGCCUGCAUUUUGCUAUCCAAAUACUUAUCGACCUGUUAGUAUCACCUCAACAUUUGCAGAACUUUGAUGUCAUCUAUUUUAAUUUUCAAAAAACUUUCGACAAAGUAAUCCCUUCUAUUUUGCUUCACAAACUCAUGCAAGUUGGCAUUCACGAGAGAAUCAUCAAAUGGAUAAAAGAAUUCUUGAGUGAGCGAACUUUCCAAGUUAGAAUCGGUACUUCACUGUCUAAAGUUCGAGAAUGCUCCAAAUGGGGUUCCCCAAGGCAGCGUCCUAUCUCCAGUAUUAUUCAAUAUUUACACAUUUCGAUCUGCCGCCUUCAGUCGAGAAGUUAG
Messenger RNA from Cooperia oncophora, 393 nucleotides. NCBI's taxonomy places the organism in Eukaryota, Metazoa, Nematoda, Chromadorea, Rhabditida, Trichostrongylidae. The record is from the annotation of a GenBank genome assembly.